AUGGCCGGUCCCUUUUCUAGCCCUUUUGGGGAGAAUAGCAACCCCUUUGGAACAGACAGAGGGCAAGCUUCGAACAACUUGAUGCAUCGUGUUAUCGAAGAGGAUGAGACGGACAACAUCACAUCACCCACAAACCGCAGCUUUGGCGCGCAAAACUCUGGAUCGCUGUUCUCAGGUCCCUUUGGCGGCGGCUUCGGCGGCGAUGCCCCGGGCGAUGUACCUCCCAGCUCUCGAACACCCCCGAAUCCAGAUAGUUAUCCUGCUCAGUACAACUUUGGGCGCCGGACUUCAGUGUCUGCCGAAUCCCUGAAGCCUGGCGCUGAUUCUAAUGAUAAUUGGUCUCCCCCCUUCCACGAGAAGUCGGCCGACCAGCUUGAGCGUCUCAAGCGUGCCAUUGAGGGCAACUUUCUCUUUAGCCACCUGGAGGAUGAGCAGAGUGCUCAAAUCCUGGGCGCUCUGGUUGAGAAACCGAUACCUGCUAAGGGAAUCAAGGUGAUCAGCCAGGGUGAUGCCGGCGACUACUUCUAUAUCGUCGAGAAGGGAUCCUUUGAUGUUUAUGUCAACCCUGCCGGCACUCUCCAGCCCGGCCCAGACGGCAUGGGUAACCAGGUUGGUAACAUCCAGGCUGGCGGCUCGUUCGGUGAGCUUGCCCUCAUGUAUAACGCGCCCCGAGCCGCAACCGUUAUCUCUGCCGAACCCGGGUGCACUCUAUGGGCUCUUGACCGUGUGACGUUCCGACGCAUUCUUAUGGAGUCGACGUUUGCUCGAAGACGGAUGUACGAGAGCUUCCUCGAAGAGGUGCCGCUGCUGGCGAGCCUGACGCCGUACGAGAGGUCCAAGAUUGCAGAUGCUCUGGAGACCAAGAAGUUUGCGCCAGGACAGAUCAUCAUCAACGAGGGGGACCCCGGCCAUUCGUUCUACCUGCUGGAGAACGGUGAGGCAGAUGCCUACAAGGGCAGCCCGGAGAACACGGUGCGCCAUUACGUCAAAGGCGAUUUCUUUGGUGAGCUUGCACUGCUCAAUGAUGCACCACGGGCAGCUAGUGUCGUGGCCACGUCGGACGUCAAGGUGGCGAGCCUGGGCAAGAACGCGUUCCAGCGACUGUUGGGACCUGUGGAGGGUAUUCUUCGACGGACCAAGUACGAGGGUGUCAAGUCUGGCGUCGAGGAGAUGGAUCCUCUGCAUGCUGGAUAA
This is a messenger RNA of Fusarium keratoplasticum, 1194 nucleotides long. Its product is annotated as CAMP-dependent protein kinase regulatory subunit. Bases 1 to 1194 code for a protein of 397 amino acids. The record is from RefSeq and is a predicted model, not a curated record. Gene Ontology annotation, molecular function: cAMP-dependent protein kinase regulator activity. NCBI's taxonomy places the organism in Eukaryota, Fungi, Ascomycota, Sordariomycetes, Hypocreales, Nectriaceae. Gene Ontology annotation, biological process: regulation of protein phosphorylation. Gene Ontology annotation, cellular component: nucleus; cAMP-dependent protein kinase complex. The transcript has 2 exons.